Molecule: messenger RNA, 11246 nt
Organism: Leptidea sinapis
Lineage: Eukaryota; Metazoa; Arthropoda; Insecta; Lepidoptera; Pieridae
Exons: 4
Coding region: 262-783 (173 amino acids)
Cellular component (GO): endoplasmic reticulum; membrane
Molecular function (GO): protein-macromolecule adaptor activity
Source: RefSeq, a predicted model, not a curated record
ACCUGUAAAGGCUCUGCGAGGUCUAAAUAUAAAAUUCACAUAAAAAUAACUAAUGCAGGUAAAAUGCCGCAAUGCGUUGCACGCUUGGAUGUACACGCGAUAAUUCAGAACUUGAAAUGUGUCCCGCUUAAUUCAAUAUUCCUCUGCUUGCUCAAUGUUUAGCUUAGUUCAAACUUCGAAGUUUGUUUUGCAUCAAAAUAUAUACGUUUUUGCUAACAUUUUCUGAGGUUAUACUUGGACUUUAUCAGUUUUAACUAAAUAAUGGCAGUACAAAAUAAAGUUUUAUACGCUUUCCGAGGAUGGAUAGCAUUUGUUGCUUUUAUGGAUAUGGGCACAGCCGGUCGAUCUUACAUAGAAAAGCGAUCGUUUCUUAGCAACAACAGUGAUGACGAACAUUUUGAUGGUGCAAUUUCGAGGAUGCUGGGCAUGUUUUCAGUGUUGAAGGCUCUAGCUCUGAUUCACUGUACAUUGUACAUACACUACAGACCAGUUGUGUCUAUGGGCUACUGGUCCCUCAUGCUGGCCAUAGUGCUGUACUUCUCCGAGGCGUUCUAUUUCCAUUCUACGACUCUCAACUUCUAUGUGGUGUUCCCCUGUGUACUCAACAUUUUAACUCUUCUGGGCUUGGUCUACCUGCCAUCGAAAUUAAAACUCUGGGGCACUGUGCCUGGCACGUCGGGAAUGGAGAGAGACGUUGACGAUGAGAACGUACAGCUGUUGCGACAAAUGGGGAACUUUAGACGACGGAAAGCUGGCAACCCCGUGAAGAACAAGCAUGUCUGAUCGACGUAUGUCGUUUUGUUUUGACGUUUGUAACGAGAUUAUUGGUUUUUUCUUUAUAAAGGACGUGUCGUAUCCACUAGGCAACAUUUGCGCGCAACACGUGCCGUUCAACAUUUCAGCCGCGCAACGUUGUCCAUCAGCGCGCGACGUUGCCAACUCGCGCGCGUCAUUACGCCAGGCUUGUUGUUUGUUUCCGUGCAACAUACAGUUGAGCAUAAAUUAUAACCACUGCCGCUGAAAUCAAAACUCGUUCCUCUGGCGACAUGUUGUCUAGUGGAUACGAGGCCUAAUUAGUCUGGUUGAUGCUUUUCCAAGCCAAGAUUCCCUUCCUCUUCCACUGUCCUUCGGAGAACCGUACGAACACAUUCUCCUUCGUUAUAUAUGAACCUGGUAUAAGAUACUUGCGGCGACGUCGUGUGUUCGUUGACCCAUGCAUCAAAACUCCUCUUACUGUCAGCUAGUGGUGAAUGUUCAACCUGUUUAAGUAAUAUAAUAUUUGUUUUUGACGUGAAACUUCUUUAUUGACGUAUGAGAUACAUUUUAUAGCAAUUCGUCACGAUUUUCGGUUACGCGCCAUGUUGGUUUUUUUUUAUCAAAUAUAUCUUGUGCUCGUAGUGCGUGUCUGGACAGGGCGCGGGGUGCGCCGGUGGUGAUGACGAGCACGGUAUGACUGACACUAUGUCACCAUUGGUGUCCAUGGGUGCACAAAAUGUACCCACAAUGUCCACUACAUGAUCAUCGGCACUAUGGAUCUUAGUAUUUUCUUUGAUUAAAGCGAGUGUUACACAUUUAAAUAAAAUACUUUUAAAGGAUUAAAACGCGUGUAAUUGUAACGGUUUUACAUUACUACGGUUUUUAUUAUAACGGUCUUAUUGAGAGAUGCGUUUAAGAACACGGGUUUCCACGUAGGUGGCAGAGCCAAACCCUUGUCUCUAUUAAAAUUAAGGUCGAUUUCUAUGGUUUCCAAAAGCUUACCAGACACAAGUUUUUUAUCGCUGGCCAAAUCUUUCACCCUAUCGAAUCUAAUGUAAUGUGACGUGUCGGAGUUUAGGGCAUGCUCUGCCACUACCGAGGUGUUGCUGUCCAAAUUUCGUGCACUGCAGAUGUGCUCAGUAAGUCUGGUUCACCAAAACGUCCGCAGUAAGAGAUGGGACCUUCGGGCCUCAUGAACUCUUAUUGCGAUUCAAUUGACAACCUAAAAUGAACUGCUUUGCUAUUUCGUACCACGACGUGAUUAGAGCUAUCUAAUUUAGGUUGACGUCAAAUGAACUGAUUAAUUCGCAAUGAUGUCAAUUGAAUGUCAAAAAUGAUAUCAACUGAAUCGCAAACUGAUUUAGUUCGUUCAUUCAUUCAUACCAUGAGGUGUUAUUUCAACCUAAACUAGAUAGCUUAUUUGUCAAAGUGACCGAUUCGAAAAAAGUUGCUACUUCCUCAGAGGAAAGUGAAUCGCGUUGUUAAUAACUUUAAAAAAAUAGUGAAAACAUAGAAAAGAACAAUUUUAUUGAUUAAAGAUGAGAUGAGAAUACUUUAUUGGACUUUAUUGUAAAACAAAAUCCUGAAAAUAAAUACCAAAAAUGAAAAUACUAAAGACGAGGCAGUAAGGGCCCGGGCUAUAGCCUGUUCGCAAGAACGAAUUUAAAAAAAUGUACUCUGUGGUCCUGUCAAAUCAAACAUCAAUGGAGGUGCGUUCUUAACUCGUUAUUUUUACGAAAACACACAAGCAAACAUUUAAUUUGUAAUUCAAAGAACUCCAUUUAUUUAUAUUACUAUUAUUUAAUAAGUAUAAAAAAGGGCUUAAUAGUUUAUAAUUUGACGCAAUUGCGUAAUUUUAAAAUGUAUUUUUAGUAUUUUCUACGCAAAAAAACCGCUAAAAUCAUAUCAUUUUAGGUUUCGAAACACAAUUUUAUUUCGUUCAUUCUUCAUAAGCGAUCCAAACACCAUUCAGUAAAAGGCAUUUCAUGGUAAGAAUUUUAGUGAUUCAGUUUAGGUACCUUAACUGAACUGCAUCGGAUUCGCAUCGCUUAUUAGAAGUUGAUGGUAGGCCCUUUUAUCGCGAACCCAAUACACUCACCCCAAUGAAGGACCUCCGAAUGGUCCGAAACUAGUCGGUACCGACAACGAUAAAUCGUAAAUGAAGCCAUAUAAUAAGUAACGUAACAAUUGCUCACGAAAGUUUUAAUAAUUUAAUUAUGAAAUAGUUUUAAUUCUUAGAUCAUUUACGGCCUUUCCCAAUAUUCAGUCUAUCUCCGGUUGUGGCCUACUUGAGAUAAAAAUCGUAACUAUCGUUGACUUUUCUGUGCGAAUAAACUUAUCGACGUUAACUCACCUUAUCCGUACACGCUGUCUGUCAAUGGGACGACAUAUAGCUUAGCAGCGAUAGAAGUUUGUAUGGAAAUUGCAAUUCACGCGUCCCAAUAUAUAUAGAUUUUUUCUGUGUAGUUAUAAAUAUGUAGUAGAAAAGUUCUAUGUCGUAUAGAAGUUUUCCUUAUUACUUGUGUACUCUCCGUACACACAUUUUUUUUAAUGGAAGCGGGGGACAAAGGUCCAUACUAAUAAGACACCUAAUGGUAUGUUAUUAUGACGAUGCUUACGUUGCCAUAAAUCGUUGGUCGUAAAUUAUCGAUAUCGAUAUUUUUUUAUGAAAAUAGACUAGACGAGCAGGACGUCCAGCUGAUGGUAAUUGAUAAGCUCAACCCAUUACAAUGCAGUGUCGCUCAGGAUUCUUGAAAAACCCAAAAAAUUCUGAGCGGCACUGCAAUUGCGCUCGUCACCUUGAGACAUAAGAUGUUAAGUCUCAUUUGCCAAGUAAUUUCACUAGCUAGGACGCCCUUCAGACCGAAACACAUUAAUGUUUACAGAUUACUGAUACACGGCAGAAAUAGGCGCCGUUGUGGUACCAAUAAUCUAGCCAGCAUCUUAUGAAAAGGAUCCUCCCUAUAACCAUUACCUGAAUGUCCUUCUUGUCUCGUCCCUGAUAUUCAUUAAAAACACAAUUUCUAAUUUACUUGGAAUUUUGAAUCAAUUUGAAAUGAUUAUUUUAUUUCUCUCGUAGUCGCAGUGGAGUGCCACUCCGCUGCAGCCUCCAUUUCAGGUCAGAGCAUUAAUCAUGUCGACCUAGUUCGAUUUCGUUUCAAGUACUUAUUGGCGGUCUAAAGUAGUGUAUUCACUCACCAAGAUGUGUGACGCAAGCUAACCGUUCACAAUUAAGUAUAUUUAUUUAUAACUAGCUGGCCCGACAGACGUUGUUCUGUAUAUUAUAAUAAAUAAAAUAAUGUGUUUAUAUGAAUUUGUCAAUAAUAUAUCAUAACAUCAAAAAUUAUUUCGUAAAAUAUGCACCCAGCUGCUGUCGUAAUGAAAUUGUUUCACAGCAGAACUGUCAUACCGUGCGUCAAUAAAUUCUCUCAUAGAAAUUAUGUAUGGACACAUCAAAGGAAAAACAAAUUUGUUGUUUUUAUUUAAUUUACCAGCAUUUUCCUAUUUAUUCACAUUUUAAACCUUCUCUGGACUUCCACAAAUAAUUCAAGACCAAAAUUAGCCAAAUCGGGUCCAGCGAUUCUCGAGUUUUAGAGACUAACGAACAGCAAUUCAUUUAUAUAUAUAUAUAUAGAUUUCUUACAGUUUUUACGUUUUUGUUUGAUUCAAUACUAACUGACCCGAGAGACGGUGUUUUUCUAUAUGUUCUAAUGAUCAUACGGUCAUUGGACCAGUGGUUGAUAGUGGUACUUGUAUUUAUUAUUUUGUUUUUUGCUUCAGCUACCAUAAACCUAUUGUAUCAGUUUUAGAGAUUUCCGAUGAUGAUGCUGGCAAUGAAGAUGGUGAAAGACUCGUUUGAAAUUGUGGAUGGAAGUUGAAUUUUCUGAGAGAUAAACAGUGUUAAAUUUUUUUUUGUAAUAUAAAUUGUCAUUUUUGUUUACGAUAGCGCUAUAUAUGAAUACUAGUGGACCCAACAGACGUUGUCUUGUACACACGUCUUAAAUUUGCAAAAUCUGUCCAGCCGUUAGGAGGAGUUCAGUAACAUACACAUGAGCAGGAGAAUUAUAUUAUAUGGACGGAAUUGAGAAUCUAAACCAAUCUCAAAUUCACUGAAACACACAAAAAUAUCAUCAAAAUCGGUCCAGCCGUUUAGGAGGUAGUUCAAUUGUGAAUCUAAACCAUCCUCGAAUCCCCUUGAACUCACACAAAAAAUUUCAUCCAAAUCGGUCCAGCCGUCUAGGAGGAGUUCAGUGACAUACACACGCACACAAGAAUUAUAUAUAUAAAGAUUGUAUUUACCACAACAUGCUAGUACUUUUAUACUUUUAAAGCGAUUCGUACUAAAUUAUUCCCUAGCCAUUCCAAAAUAUUCUAAAAGGCACAACGUAAAUGUUCAAGUUUUCGCUUCUGCCAGCACUCGCGGACUGCAAUUCAUAUUUUUAGUCCUUCAAUCAUAUCGACUGUUGCAGAGAAUAGUGUAUAAAGAAUUAUUAUGUAUUUUGUGAAGUUGUCAUUUAACGUCGCAAUCGACUCGUUUAUUUGAGUCUUGAUGUUCUGUUAAGGCCAAUUCUAUUUGCGUUUGUUUUUUGUGAAUGGGGAAAAUUUGGUCCUUCGAACCGGAGAUUUUCGUCGUCGUGUAACUCUUUCAUAGAUUGAUGCAUAUUUAAACAUCAUUUUUUUUUCAUAAUUGAAUUCCACACAGCACUCUAGAGUCUUAAUUAGUGUAUACUCUUAUCUUAUUCCCUACACUAAUUAUAUUUAAGAUGAAGCGCACUUUAUGCAAGUUUUACUUUUUGCGCUUUUUUAUAUUCAUUCUAUGUAUCUUCAGACUUAGUUGUAUGACCUUCUUCAGAUGCAACGAAUUGUAUCGCGCGUGUUAUGUCAAUUUUGUAAUUGUAUUUCAACUAACGGAUUUGUCUAAACGAUGUCUGCCACGGGUAUACGUUUCGAGACAAAACUAUUAGUUAUAAAUGUUAUUGUCUAGUUUAAAAAUAGUAUUUUCUUUGACUAACGCGAGUGUUACACAUUUAAAGGAUUAAAACGCGUGUAAUUGUAACUGUGUUUUGAUAUUAGCUUUUCAGUUAACCCGACAUUUCAAGGCUUUUCCAGAUCUCGUUUUCAGGGGGACUGAAACGUAGGGUUAACUAAAAUAAAAAUGUAACUUUAACGCAAAAAUCUAAUGUAAAAACACAGUUACAGUUACACGCGUUUUAAUCCUUUAAAAGUGUUGUAUUUAAAUAGUAUAAGAUUAUAAACUGUUUUGAUAGUUUGAGUGAAUUGCGUUUUUUGUCAGCAAUAAUGUACGAUAGUGCCAAUAAUUAAAACCAAUAUAGGUAAGAUGCUCCAGUUCUAGCCACAUACUAAACUCAGAUUUCUUUAUUGUGCGCUUUAUCAGAAUUACCAUAACUUUUUAUGUAGGUUUUUUAAACUAAGUAAAAUAAUUUCAGUGUCCCUACCGGCCGUUCCCAAUAUUCACUAUAUCUCCGGUUGUGGCCUACUUGGGAUAAAAAUCAUAACUAUCGUUGAUAUUUCUGUUCUAAUAGACUUAUAGACGGUAACUCACCUGUCUGUCAAUGGGACGACCGCGACGUAUAGCUUAACAGCGAUAGAAGUUUGUAUGGAAAUUUCAAUUCACGCGUCCCAAUAUAAGGCGAUAAGAAUGACUUUAUUAAUUAAUUAAUGACAGUAGAUGAUAUUAAUUUAUCUCUAUCUGUAGAUAGUAUAUUGGGAACGGCUGUAAGUGGUUUAGUACUAGAACUGAAGCAUCUGCUCAACUUAUUCAUAUACACGUUUGUUAUUAGGAUCUCUAUUAAUUAUUAUAAAUAUAUUGUAGAGUAAAAGCUCUGUAUUCGGGCCAGAUGUACCAGAAGAUACGAAUGCAGAUACCGUAAAUACUAAAUAGCUGUUUAGGGAUUAUUAUUUUUAUGGGAGACUAGCUGACCCGGCAAACGUUAAGAGGCAUAAAAGGCAUUUAUUUUCUCGAAAUUGAUUCCUUUAUAAUUCUUUUUGAUGUCAUUUCUAAUAACUACUCGAUACUACUACCGCUUCGGAAACAAAUGGCGCUCUGAGAGAGAGGAAGCGGCGCGAGAAACUCUCCCAGCAUUCUUUUUGCGCUCUUUUCAAUAAAAACAUACAAAUUCAAUAUUCUACAGUCAUUUCUAUCGCUAUAAAAUAAUCACAAUGUAGGCCCAGGCUGUCCGAUCAUUUAGAUAUUCAGCAGUGGAGUAAUAGGAUUUACGACGGAGCCAUUUUUUUUAUAAAACGUUUAAAUUUAUUUAUAGAUAAUGCCUGAACAGUGGCUGGGACUUUAUAAUGAAGCCUACUAGAAUUAGUUACAAGCAAUCCCUUAUUUCUAGUGUUAUAACUAUGAAAAUUACUAUUAAGAGCGUUGUUUUGCCAUAUAAAAUAUUUUGAGAGUUAAACCGUCUCUUAGACAUUGCAACAUUACUUUAUUUCUCUUAAACAAAAGAUUUUUUCUAAAAUAAACGUAGCCUUAGUGACUCCUUAUUACGCCAGGUACCUGCCAAAAACUGUCAACAACAAACAGACAGACAGACAAAAAUUGUAAUAAAAAAUGUGUAUUUGGUGUAUGUACCGUAAAUAUAUUCAUAUUCAUGUAGUAAAAAGCGGUUAUUUCAAUAUUUCCAAACAGACACUCAAAUUUUAUUUAUAUGUAUAGAUAUUGGCAGUUCACACCACCGCAGUAUUUAAGUGGUGAGUGAUACUUAUAAAGUAUAUUCUGCAACAAGUGAGACAAGUUGUCGAUUGCCCACGAAAACGAAGUUGAACUUUGUAAUGUUUGGUCAGUCGCUUGAGUGGGUAAUCGACAACGUCGCACGAGUUGCAUAUACUAUUAUGUAUUACAAAUGCGACGAUUUAUGUAUUAUUUCCGACUCCAUAUUCGUAUUUAAACUUUUGUAACUUAAAUUAUAAUCUUAUUCAUUAAACACGGACUAGUAAUAAAAUAAGGACUCCGUGUCACCUUACAUAACAGUGUAUCACCAAAACAAGCCGAUUAACUUGUAAAUACAUAGCUCCACUCACACACUUACAAUACUACAGGCCGAUAGGCGGCCAUUAUGAGAAUUGUCAUCGUCUGUGAUAGAUCAGUUUGCGUCGCAAUAAAAUAUUUUAAAAAUGCCGUCGUGUGUUGUGAAAAAGUAUAAAAACGAUAGUAUAUAUGAUUAUUUAAGGGAGAAAAAAUUGUGUAACUGGUAUCCCCCGUAACCGUACACACACUAGCUUAACGGUGCAUCACUUGCUAAUAUCACGGUAUCAUUAGUAUUUUGUAUUUGCAGUAUUUUGCAGGUUUUAAAAAUAUAUAUUAGUUUAUGAUGGUAUGUAUUCAAGAACAAAGAAACUGGUUUUUCUUAGACCCGAUUACAAAGAGCUUUUACUCUACAAGAGGACUGUUGAGGGCGGUCGCGGAGUAAAGCUCUGUUCAAACUGAGGCGAAUAACGCGCGGGACGGAAGUCGCUCGCGCCGAUUGUGUCAGCUAACUUGUAUGGACGUGUUCAAAUUGCCGCGAUUAGUCGCUCAAGUUAAAGUGAAACAAGAGCAGGACGCCCGGCGGGAUUGUUUGAUCUCACAAUGCAUGAUGUUACUCCACUGAAGAACCAAAAAUGACACGCGGGAAGUCGCGUCAGUUUGAGAGGCUAAGCGAGCGAGCGAAUUACUCUAAGACGCGUCCCGCGCGUUAAUCGCCUCAGUUUGAACAGUUUUAAGCAAUUGUAGGUCAUCCACUUUCUGUAUACAAUGUAAAAUAAAACAAUCGUUCUGGUUUUAACGCCAUUUAAGGCAAAAGGAACAAUGUGAUCUGCAGGCGCGACCGUACCUUAGCAACGCAGGUGCGGUAUAGUGGGCUCAUGUGUCAAUAUAUUCUGUUGAAUACGUGUUUCGGGUUGUUACAUAUUUAAGUUAAAUUUAAUUUUCAUUUAGUUUUAUUAUGUAGGUAUUUAAAAGGAUUGUAAAUAGGCUGUAUGCAAUCAAUAAGGUAUUCAAUUGUACGAUAAUUUUCUAUAUUAUUUAAGUGUUUAAAAAAUUUGUAAUAAGGGCCGAGUGCAAUUGAUAAAAAACUAAUUUGUGCUAUUUUUUUUAAAUGAUUACUUAAAUGUUAAAAUUUUGUGAGUAGGACUGAAUGCAAUUAUAAUUAAUAAAUUUAUGCAAACCAAAACCGCAUGCAUGUACCGCGCGUGCGUUGUUUGGCAGUGAACAAGCACCAUUGUUUGAAUUGUUAUCCUCAAAGUUUUCCCUCGCAUUUGUAAAGCUUCGUAGUAUAGGAAUUAAUUGUAGUUAUUCGAUUAUUAAUAUUUAUAAAAUAAUGUGACCAAUUUUAUUGACUAUGCUUAUAUUUUACAUAAUUCCAAGAUUAUAUUGAGAAGUCAACAAGGCUCAUACGUUUUAAUUGUAUUGAAUUAAAAGUAAAUAAUUCAUGUUAACUUUAUUACUGGGGUGCUAUUCUAGUAAUUUCAAAAUCCUUGAUGUUAAUUUAUGAUCCUAUCCACAUUUGGCUCUAGUUUCGUAUUCCCCUAUCAUUUCCCUACAGCGUUAGCUGAAUCGGAGAUUCGAGUCAAAGACAUUUACGGCCGUCCCCAAUAUUCAGUCUAUCUCUUACGUGGUGGCUGUAUAAUCUUGUUACCGGGAGGUCUGCUUGAUGUGUUUUUUAUUAUUAUUAUUUCCUUUAAAGUUAUUAUAUAUUUUAUUUUAUGAAAUGCUCACAUAAUGCCUCUAUUUAUUUACGGUAUGUGUGGAUUGAUACAUCUACUAUACUCAAUAACUCUUGUGUUUAUAAGUAUUAAUUUUCAUUUUUUUUUUCUAUUUUUGACUUACUCGUGUAAGCCUUUCAGUUUUUGACAUUUGAGAAUUUUUGUUGCGUCUAUUUGCAUAUAUUGUAAUUGAAAUGAUUUGUAAAACAAUUAAAAUGUAAAUCUUGACUUAAAAGAGUGGCAAUGAGUUUCUCGCUACUUAUUCUCAUUAGCUCAACCCUUUACGAAGUAGCGGUAAAUUCAAUAAGAAACAAUAUUUUUAUUUUUUUUGACAUUCAUAAGUGUCAUUUCCGUGACCUACAUGAAUAAAGUGUUUUUGAAUUUGAAUACUUGAGAUAAAAAUCGUAACUAUCGUUGAAUUUUCUGUCCCAAUAAACUUAUCGACGGUAACUCACUUUAUCCGUCAACACCACAUAUAUUGGGACAGCUUCAGAUUAUUGACAGCUAAUUACUGACAGUAGAAGGUAGUUAUUUAUCUCUAUCUGUAGUUAGUAGAUUGGGAUCUGUCUGUCAAAUAUGUCACUUGAAAUGUACGGUUUGCAAAAAAAAUAACUUAUUUGCUUAUCAAUAUUAAUAGUCUUACAUCAUAUUUAAAUAAAACUAUUUAUAGUUGUAACUUAUCCAAAUAAUUAAAAUCAUAAUUGACUGACUCUACUCCUAUUAAUACCUAUACAUAAUGCACAUUUUCUUUUAUAUUUUUCAUUGAUUAUUGAUCUUAGCGAAAAUUCACCUAUUACAAUGGUAAAGAAUUUUCGUUUAUAUCGACAUAUAUAAUAUAAUAUUAUAUUGACACAUUUUUUACACAAAUUAUCUUGCCCCAAGUUAAGCAUAUAUAGCCUGUGUUAUGGAUUACAAGACAAUGAUAUAUAUAAUACAAUAUACUUACUUAAACAUACAUAUAUUCAUAUAAACAUACAUAAAUACAUUUAAACAUCCAUGACUCGGUAACAAACAUCCAUAUUCAUCAUAUAAAUGCUUGCACCUACCGGGAUUCGAACCCGGGACCUCUAGCUUAGUAGGUAGGAUCGCUAACCACUCGGCUAUACAGGUCGUCAAAACAUAAUCACUUGGAAUUGAAUAUUAUGUACUUUUGGAAAAAUAAUGGUAUGAACCAUUUGCACCAAGUUUCUAUAAAACCUAUGCACAUGCUGAACUUGGAAUCAAAUAGAUUUACAUUUUAUUUUUAUAAAUUCUAACUGGUUAGUACUUUUUCGGAAUAAAAACAACCUUAAAGCAACCUUUUUGAAAUAUAAAAGUACCUAAUGUUUAAAUAUUUGGAAAAUACUUUCCCUACGAUUACAAUUGUGGUUCUUUAAAGGUAUUUUUAAAGCAGUCAAUCAUUAUGUAUCAUUAUACCCAUCGCCACACCUCUCUUCUCCUCAACCACCUCUAGUCUAUUCGCCUCUCACUUCACACCGCAACACUAGCGCCACCUUUUCGACACCCGCUCCUCACUUCACUUUACUCGUUACAAUAUUUUGAUAAAAUAUUUAAAUGUCAGCAAUUUUAAGAUUCGUCUUAUAACAAGACCCGAAUCAUAUUAUAUGUUUUCUUAUGUAAAUUUAACUGAAUCUAUUGAAUCGCUCAGAUAAUGCAUAAUUGUUACUUAUAUUGAAUGUAUUUAAGGUUGAUAAUCGAAUAACUAUUGUAGCGAAUGGACCACACAAUAGUGCCAUAUCAUAAUAUUAUUGUUACAUUUUUAAUAAAACACAGUUUUCCAUAAA